CGGGCAUGGUGGAGAGAGGAAGAGGGACUAUUAUCUUCACUGGUUGCUCUGCUUCACUCACCGGCAUUGCUGGAUUUUCCGAAUUAUGUUGUGGGAAAUUUGCACUGAGAGGAUUAUCGCAGUGUCUGGCGAGAGAGUUCCAACCUCAGGGGAUACACGUGGCGCACGUCGUCAUCGACGGCAUCGUUGGCUCGCCCAGGGGAGCAUCAGUGGCAGCAUGGCAACAACAGGGAGGGGAUGAUUUGUCAAUGGACCCAGAAGCUCUGGCCAACACCUACUGGCACUUGCACAUUCAACACCGAUCUGCAUGGACCCAAGAGUUGAAUAUUCGUCCUUCCAACCCAACCCUCCCCCCUCCCUCCUAUACAUCUCAACUCUCCUCUUCUUCUGUACAACAAAUUCAUCCAACACCAAGCCAUGACAAUUGAUCAAAUUAUUGUUUUGAACUAUUCCCAAUCAUCAUAAAGGAUCGCAAUGUGUGUGUGUUCGUUCAUUGGGGAGGAGGACAUGGUCCGGUUUUGGUACCGUUCUAGUAUUGGAUCGUUGGUUUCGAAUAAUCAAGAUUCUUAUUCAGUAUCCAAAACUUCUGGUUCUGGCUCGGGUUCUUAACAACGACGAUAAUUCUAAUUUUGGAAGGUCCCCAAGUCCUUCACUUGGUUGCAAGGUUCCGGUCCUGUGUGGUUCUGAUUUUGAUUAAGAAACAUAUCAACCCCCACUGUUUCUUGCCUUCUUGCUUGCGGUAAAUACUCAUGUUGGAUUAUCCGAAUGGAUCAAUGAUGUGAAAUGAUAAAAAAGGAAAUAAUUUAGCGCCAAAACUGAGGUGUCAUGGAAUGCUCCUGCCAAUUCAUAUCUAUACUCAAUUCAUAUAUGUGUUGUUGGUCGUCAUUGUUUUCACAAACUUAAAUUUGAGAUUUUGAGUCAUUUUAUGUUAUACUUUGAGGCAUUAUCAGAUUAGUGCAAAUUCUUUAGAAUUGAUACAAAUAUUUUUGAAUAAUGCACCAAGUUGGGAUCGACUUGUUUUAUGAAAUACGGAGUACAUCUGUCUUCAGAACAUACUUCGAAUGAUUUAUAGUAAUAGCAUGUUUAAAUGAAAAUAG
This is a messenger RNA of Cuscuta epithymum, 1097 nucleotides long. NCBI's taxonomy places the organism in Eukaryota, Viridiplantae, Streptophyta, Magnoliopsida, Solanales, Convolvulaceae. The record is from the annotation of a GenBank genome assembly.